AUGGCAGCAAAGACUAUAGUUUGUGGUGGGGUAAGACGCAGAAUUGGUAACGGGGAAUCUACACUCAUAUGGACUCACCCCUGGUUACAGGAUGAUCAUGACCCUAUGGUACAGACAGAAAUGCCAUUACAGUUACAAGGAGCCAGGGUCUCAGGUUUGAUUGAUCAACAAACGGGUAAUUGGGACCCCUCAAUUCUAACUGAUCUAUUUCAGCCUAGUGAUGUAACAGAGAUUUUGAAAAUACCUAUCUCACUGGAUUAUGAUGAUACCUGGUACUGGUAUGGGGACCCAAGAGGGGAGUAUUCUGUUAAGAGUGGAUACCGGCUAAUAGUAGGAAAUUAUCAAGGAAAUAAUGGGAUAUUUACGAAAUGGCUGCACCUAUGGAAGCUCAAAGUCCCACCAAAAUGGAAAAUGUUUCUUUGGAGAGCCACUAGUGAUAUAUUGCCUACCACUACAAACUUGCUUAUAAAGAGGGUGGAUGUGGAUCCACAAUGUGCCAUGUGUGGAAUAUCUCAAGAGGAUACAAUGCAUGCUUUAGUGUUGUGUGAUUAUGCAAGAAACAUUUGGGAAAAAUCUAACCUCACGAUCCCCAAUAUAGUCACAAAUGUUUUUCAUGAUUGGUUUAGUGAACUCUUAAAUGUUCUAGACUCUGAUGGAAUGUUAUAUGCAGCAGCAAUUCUUUACAAUGUUUGGAGAGCAAGGAACAGGGCGGUAUGGGAGGCAACGUUACCGCGCCCCGAGUCGGUACUCAAGGCCGCAGCUGCUGCCGUUUUAGCGUGGACGCGGGCGCACCCACUGCCCACGCCCCGAACUGCUAUGCUAUCAUCCGGGACGGUGGGAUCCGGGCAGCAUGGCGUCGAGUUGCACACUGCCGAGACGUCGCAUGGUCCGCCGAGGAGGCUAUGCCGUGUGGAUGGGGGUUUUAUGCACGAGACGGCCAACGCUGCAUUUGGGGCGGUCUUACUAGACACGAACGAAGGCUACGUCUCGGCAUGCAGCGGACCGUUACGAGGAUGCUCCUCGCCACUUAUGGCCGAGGCGCUCGCAUGUAAAGAGGCUCUAUCAUGGUUGAAGGAUCGGGGAGAACAGAAUGUCGAGAUAUAUACGGACUGUUUGGCACUGCAUCACUAUCUUACUACACCAACCGUUGUGCUGCGCACGUACUUAGGCUAUGCCAUUGACAGCUGCAGGCUUACUUCAUCUUUAUUUCAGUCUUGUUCGUUUCAUUUAAUUCCUAGAUUAGAUAAUUAUUUAGCUCAUGCUUUAGCAACUACGGCUUACCAGCAAACUGCUACUAUGUAUUGGGAUCUGCUCCCACCAGACAUUCUUUCGGCCUAUUUUUAA
Messenger RNA from Ipomoea nil (Japanese morning glory), 1344 nucleotides. RefSeq lists its product as uncharacterized. The record is from RefSeq and is a predicted model, not a curated record. The coding region runs from base 1 to 1344 and encodes 447 amino acids. Gene Ontology annotation, molecular function: RNA-DNA hybrid ribonuclease activity; nucleic acid binding. NCBI's taxonomy places the organism in Eukaryota, Viridiplantae, Streptophyta, Magnoliopsida, Solanales, Convolvulaceae. The transcript has a single exon.